UUAACUGGAAGGUUUCGACCUGAAGGUUUAACUGAACAUCCAUUUCCGCGGAGAGAUCUUAAAUCUACUCAGAACUCGAAACAGCUAUUUUAAAAACCAAAUUAGAUAGAGCUACAAUCGCUUGACCCUUUAGUAAUUACCGCACAUUUGGGUCACCAACGCGACAAUUGAAACCGAGAACCCAAGACUACGAGUAGUUAUUUCGUGCUGACCAAGUGCUUCUUCUGCUUUAUCUGGAACGAGAGUAAUGACGCCAAAAUUCUGUCGAACAACAACUUAAUCUUCAAGUAGAUUACGCGAACUCAAGGUCAACGAAAUUUCCACAAUAUUUUCAUCCCAUUGACUCUAAGUGGGUUAGCAUCAUGGAGUGGCAGUUCUAAGGUUGAUUUGCAAAUUUUCGCGGAAGUUGGGAAAGCAAAUGUUGAUACGUAAACUUGUGUACCUGUUGUGAAUUCAGCUGUGAAGUUCUAGUAUUUAGUGUUUGAGAAAAUCAAUGUUGGAAUCAUUGUUGUGUAAAGUAGGGAAAGUUUAAUUGAAUUAGUGACCAUGUCGAUGAUUAAGUGCUGCUUCGAACCGGUCGAACUCCCCGAGUUCGUGGAGACUGUCGUGCAGAAAUGCACGGAUCCUGGAUGUUGUUGCGGUUGCUGUUCGGCGCUGCGGCCGCGCUACAAGAGGCUCGUGGAUAACAUCUUUCCCGUCAACCCCGAGGAUGGGCUGGUCAAGUCGAAUAUGGAGAAGCUAACGUUCUACUCGCUGAGCUCCCCCGAGAAGCUGGAUCGGAUUGGAGAGUAUCUGUACCAGAAAGCGACCAAGGACAUCAACCGUAAGAGAUACAAGCUUGUCGAGAUUGCGAUGGAAGCGAUGGACCUCCUUCUGAUGGCUUGCCAUGCCCAGACUCUGAAUCUAUUCGUCGAGUCCUUCCUGAGGAUGGUGCAGAAGCUGCUAGAGGAUUCCAACCCGAAUCUGCAAAUUAUGGCAACGAAUUCGUUCGUUAAGUUCGCCAAUAUCGAAGAAGAUACUCCAUCGUAUCACAGGCGGUACGAUUUCUUCAUCUCGAAAUUCUCUUCGAUGUGCCACGGGAACAACGAGAAUAUUGAGCUGCGGGACAGCAUACGGCUGGCGGGAAUCAAAGGCCUCCAAGGUGUGAUACGUAAAACUGUGUCUGAUGACUUGGUGGAGAACAUUUGGGACAGGCAGCAUAUGGAGAAAAUUGUGCCGUCGCUGCUUUUCAACAUGCAAAACGGUCCAUUGACUGCGACCGAAGACGCAACCCCCACAUCUCCACCGGUUCUCGCAGAAGCUGUGCUUCGCGAGCUGGUAAGCCGUGCGUCGUUCGGACACAUCCGAUCAGUAUUGAAGCCUCUCUUGACUCAUUUGGAUCGUCACGAGCUCUGGGUGCCAAAUCAGUUUGCAAUCCACACGUUCCGCAUCGUGAUGAUUUCCAUUCAGCCGCAAUACUCCUACACCGUCGUCGAGACUCUGAUGCAACAUCUUGACUCGAACAUCAAAUCGUCACCGCAUACGCGAACGUCCCUGGCAGUUGUACUCUCCAAGAUCAUCGCAAUCGCAGCUGGAGAGAGUGUGGGCCCAUCGGCGUUGGAUAUUAUCAAUAACCUACUGACGCAUUUGCGCACGAGUGUGAGCUCAAUGAAGGAAGUUUCUCCCGAGGAGUCGCAAUAUCAGGAAGCGUUAAUCAACGCCCUCGGCGAGUUUGCCAACCAUCACCCAGACUAUCAGAAGAUCGAAAUUAUGCUGUUCAUCAUGAACACCGUCCCAGAUCUUUCAAAGAAAGGCAAGGGCGACCAAAUGCUCCAGAAUAUUCUGUUGAAGAGUUUGCUUAAAGUCGGUACCCAGUACCGAACUGCUUCGUUCGAAAAGGCUUUCCCCGCUUCAUUCCUGCAACCACUCCUGAAAAUGGCUCGUGCUCCUCACGUGCCCACACGUAUUAUUGUGAUGCAAAUAUUCCAGGCUCUGCUGGAUCGCCAUCAGAACCAAGGGAUCCUCUCGAAUGUAACCGUGAAGAAUUACCCAACUUUGUCCCUAGAGAGUGCUUCCAGAUCGGACAUAAUCUUCACUCAUAAAUACGGAGCUAAUAUCAUGCAGGCACUGAUUGAAGGAAUGGCUCUUUCAGAUCGUAUCGACCCCUUGGCGUCGAGUUAUAACACAGCCGCUUUGAUGAUUGUCGAGAUGGCUUGCAGUGAGACGGUCCAGGAGUUCAUUUUGUUCAUACUAGGCAUUCAAGAACUUGCUACAACUAGCAACGACUUAGGGUCCUAUCACAAGUGUAACUUGCACUCCAUUGCUAUCUCACUGUUGAUGUUGUUGGGCCGUGUUACCGGAAUCAAUAACAUAAUAGAAUACGCGCAGAAAAUAAUCGACGCACGGAAAGAGGAAGCGCCAUAUUUCCUGCCGCCGAUGCUGGAUAGUAAGAAGACCACGCAGAAAUACAGCACGAAUUUGCCUCACCUGAUGAUUGACAAGGUGACGCUGACAGAGUGUCUUCAAAACGCCGGCAUGGAUAGUGGGCGCGUGCAAACAGGCAAUCCUUACUCGUUGAGUCAAACCGAUAACCCAGCGCACCGAACUUCCUGGGUCGAAGUUUCUUCAAUGCCGAGCAGGCCCAGUGCUACGGAUUUAUCAAUAUACACCGACGCUGACAGUGUCAACAGUUCUCCAGGUGUUCUGAAGAAAACACUGGCACCAGAACUGAACUUUGAUGCAAUGAAGCGCGCUUUGGCGGAACCAACUGAAUCAGCAAAGAAAGAAGCACGCGAAAAGCAAAUGCAAAUUGUUCGGACAUUCCGUGAAAGUAAUUUUGAUGACUUAGUUCGGAGGACUGAACCCAAGCACGAAUUGAUCCAGAACCGUUUGAAUGAAUUAUUCAACUCGUUGGCUUCAGAGCGUCAAAUCACGCAAACAGAAACUAAAAACACGACAACCCAAAAACCAGUCUAUGAAAAUAAUUUCCCAGAAUUAUUCUACUAUUAAUCAUUGAAGAAAUGUUUAUUGUAGCGGAACGCAAGUAUUUUAUGUUCUAAGGUAUGGAAAAGUAUUUAUUUGGAUUGUAAAAUUCGAAAGGAUCAACUAGAAAUUAUAUUGUUAUUCAAUAAACCAUUCACUGUUAAUUCGA
Messenger RNA from Hermetia illucens (black soldier fly), 3130 nucleotides. It is a transcript of the gene stmA, whose product is annotated as protein EFR3 homolog cmp44E. The record is from RefSeq and is a predicted model, not a curated record. NCBI's taxonomy places the organism in Eukaryota, Metazoa, Arthropoda, Insecta, Diptera, Stratiomyidae. Gene Ontology annotation, cellular component: plasma membrane. Bases 547 to 2988 code for a protein of 813 amino acids. The transcript is spliced from 10 exons. Gene Ontology annotation, biological process: protein localization to plasma membrane.